Molecule: messenger RNA, 3582 nt
Organism: Symbiodinium pilosum
Lineage: Eukaryota; Dinophyceae; Suessiales; Symbiodiniaceae
Source: the annotation of a GenBank genome assembly
AUGGUCCAGAAAUCUUGGAAAGGACAUCAAAAGCAAAAUCAUUCCGCCAGAGCAAAAAAGCACCGAGACGCAGCAAGCAGUGCCGCAUCGUUUGCGCCCGCGAGGCUGGAAGGAACGCCAUCUAUUCGCCAACAGCAAGCGUCUCGAUACCUUGAGGCAGCAUGCAAGACUGCAAAUUUUGUUGAACGAAGCCGUCUCAUCAAUGAUUUAGCAGCUUCCAACAUUGCUGACGAUGUUGAAGGACUCAGUGCCGCAAAGGAACAGCUUCAAGUUGUUCAGAAGAGGCUUCAGGUGCGGGAAGCCUGCAAUUUCGAGGGUUUUGCUGCUCGACGCCUUCAAGCUGCUUCUCGUCUGGCGGCCCACGAUGAGCGCAGAUGGCCGGUGUUGGAUGCAGCCGUGGAAGCUGGGGAGGCAGCCACUGAGAGGUUGAGGGAGGCGCAGCUGACCAGGGCCAAGAAGAUUGCAUCGCUGACCCGGAAGGUCCUGAAUCAGUGGCAGUAUGGGAUGAUUGAUAGAUUGCAAGAGGUGGUGGAUGCCCAGGACUUGGAGCUACUGGAUACUCUGCGCCCUUGGAUUGAAAGGGCUCAGCUCCAAGAUCACGAGGAGGGCGCAGAACUUGUGCAGCGCAUUGACAAGCUUGGCAGCGCAACGGAAGCCCUACAAUCGGCGCUCGAUAUCGGCACUGGAGCUGCCUUUCGAGAAGCGCUGUGGAAAUCAGAGGAGGCUGCUUUGAAUCCAGCUCGAUGUGACAUGCUCCAGAGAGUGGACAGCGCCUAUGGGCCCAUUCGCGGCCGCAAUCUUGGCCGCUGGGCCAUUGUGGCUUCUCGCACGAGUGGCGACAAGGAGUGCCUUCAGGCAGCCUUGGUUGUCGCAGAGCGUUGUGGCCUAGAUACAGACACUGUCAGUCAAUCUUUGGAGACGGCAAAAAGCGCAAGAGACAUGCUCUCGCAGAUUGCCCAACUCACAGUGGCCAGCAGGCAGGAAGAUGUUAGCAAGCUGGAAGCGGCUAUCCAGAGCACGAAGAAUCCGCAACAGGAGGCAAAGUUGGGCCGGCGGGCUUCACUGGACAAGCUCCUUGCUGAGGUUCGGAUGGAGGCUCUCCAGACGCUUUUUGACACCAAGCAAAAAGCCAAGGUGCAAGAGGAGAUCAAGGCAACAGCCGCCAAACGCUCCACACAAGUAUUACAAGAACUGCCCAAAAAGAUCCAAGAUGCGGAAAAGUUGAGGAUGUCUGGUGAUGCAAAAGAGGCCACAAGAUUGUACAAGAAGGCACUGCUCGAAAAGGAGAUCCGUGGUGCCAUGGUUCUUUCCGAUGGCCAUGCGCUGCGUGCUGCUGUUUCCAAAGCCAAUGCGUCUGCCUUUGCCGACAGCCUUGAUGAACAACUAUUGGAGUCUGCGCGAGCUGCUCUGCGCGAGAUGACACUACUAGACCAAGCGAGGGAGAUUGUCAAAGGUAGCAAUACCAUGACGGAGCUGGAUGGGGCUUUCGACAAGCUCGUGCAGGAAAAUUUUCCAGAAGGCGUCAGACCCCAGAGCACGCUGGGCAGGGCACAGGCUCAAAUCAAGCUCGUGCGGCAGAAGGUAGCCGAGCUGGAUGACCUCAUCCAGUCGCCCAUCUCGUUCGAGAACAGCUCUUCUCUGCUGCAGGAGAGCGGAAUGCGGCAGCUGCGCCUUGUCUUGGACAUACUACGUCCUCACCCCUACAUUGCAAUGACUAUCGAGCAGUCAGCUUCGCACAUGGCCGGCGAGCGCUCAAAAACGGUCCAAGAUCUGCUUCGAAAGAGCUGCAGAAAUCAGCUUAUCUCCAAGCAGACCAAAGAGAAGAACAAGCAAGUCAAGCUAUGCUGCGAUGUGGAGACGUGCAACUCCGAGAUCAAAGCAACUCUCUUGAAGAUGCUUCAGAAGUGCCUUGGUUGGGAUGGCGCUGUCACCUAUGUGUCAGCUUGCUGGCCCUUCGCUUGGCGCCCUAGCUGGCUCCAGCCACGGAGAGACAUUGGCAAUGUGGUGCGGGAAAGACUAGCAGCUGGUCAUGCAUUGUACAAUGGCAAGCAUGGCAGCAACGUGGACAUCAAGUCCCUAUUCUUUGCACCUGAUCCAAAUCGUUGCAUGAUGAAGUCCUAUACGAAUUUGCGGAAGCUGGGGAGUGGCGCGUUUGGUUCCGUUUACAAAGCUCAGUGCCGCCUGACGGCUGAGUGGCGUGCCAUCAAGAAGCUCCCUCUGACUGAUGUCGAAGAUGACAUGGCCUUUGUCUAUGCGGAGCUGGAAGCCAUGAUUCAUUUGCACCAUCCCAAUGUCGUCAAAUUCUACGAGCACUUCGAAGAGGAAAGUGCCAUUUUCCUUGUCACAGAGCUCUGUGACGGUGGCGACUUUUCAGAGCUGAACCACGGCAUCGAUGACCCCCAGGAAGUGAAGUUGCUGAUUCGAGAUGUGGUGAAGGCCCUCGCAUAUUGCCACGAUCAUGGUGUUGCACACCGCGAUCUCAAAUUUGAGAACUGCUUGAUAAAGGAGAGCAUCCGCGACUGCAAGGUGGGCAAGGUCAUCGAUUUUGGGCUUUCAGCAAUCCGUUCCAGAGGAGAAGACGAGCACACCUGGCUCAACGACCAGCUGGGCACCCGCUUCUUUGUGGCGCCUGAAGUCAUCGACAAAAGCAUCCCUUAUGGGUGCAAGUGCGACUGUUGGUCAUUGGGCGUGAUGCUGUACAUCAUCCUGACCGACGAGCACCCAUGCUCACCUGAUGCCCACAAGCUUGAGACGGCAGCUCUUUUUGGGAAGAUCCUCACGGGUAGAGUGCGCUCCAGACCGUUGCAGGAGGCGGAUGUCGACCAUGACGCUGCAGAGCUGCUCUACGCGCUUUUGGAGAAGAACCCGGAUGCUCGCAUGGACGCACAAGGUGCUCUGCGAAGCCCGUGGCUUGCGAACAUCCAGGACUCCCGGCCCAAGCUGCUGCACAGUCCAGCGUCGUCCGAUUCAGACCUCAACGUCUCCCAGACAACCUCACCCGUAUCACAUGGAAUGAUUCGAAGGUUAGCUACCUUCCGGCAUUACUCCAAGUUCGAGCGGGCCGUGCUCACGCUCGUUGCUCACAGAUCGGAGGAUGCUCAUGUAGCUGAACUGCGGGAUGCCUUCCACACGUUGGAUGUCUCGCAGUCAGGUUCUUUGAGCAAGAGUGAGAUCAAAGAAGGCAUCCAUCGAUGCGGCCAUGCUGUGGGAGAUGUGGAGUUGAACGAAAUUUUUUCAGCCUUGGAUGCCGAUGGGACAGGAAAAGUUCAUUACACGGAGUGGUUGGCAGCCACAAUGCAACCGUCUGCGCUGGCUACCGACAAGGCUAUCAAGCAGGUGUACCACUAUCUUGACAUAGAUCAGACUGGCCACAUAGCUCCUCACGAGCUGUAUAGGGUGCUGGGCUGCAACGACUCAGUGAAAAGCGUCUUGCAGCUGGGCGACACAAACGGCGACAGUCUGAUCAAUGAAGACGAGUUUCGUGUGCUUAUGCGCAACUUGGCAAAGAGGCUUGACCAAAUGGAUCUCCAUCCAAAGCGGCUUGGGUUUCAUCUGCCUGAGGCAAACAGCAUUCAACUUUGA